Tupaia belangeri chinensis (Chinese tree shrew) is the source of this 5793-nucleotide messenger RNA. It is a transcript of the gene AKAP11, whose product is annotated as A-kinase anchoring protein 11. NCBI's taxonomy places the organism in Eukaryota, Metazoa, Chordata, Mammalia, Scandentia, Tupaiidae. The record is from RefSeq and is a predicted model, not a curated record. Gene Ontology annotation, cellular component: cytoplasm. Gene Ontology annotation, molecular function: protein kinase A binding. Gene Ontology annotation, biological process: intracellular protein localization.
CAUCCUGGGUUUGGCGUGUCAGGGAUCAAAGGUUUCCUUUCUGACGGGUGGGCACUAGGGCCCAGAGUUCCCUCGGGCUUUGGUGAAGUUGGGCUCGGCUGAGGGCCUGGUGCGCCGGGAGUGGUCUUCCCAGAGAUGCUGGGGGAAGGGGCGGAGCUAUGCCCAAGGAUGGGCCGCCGGCCGCCGUCAGGUCUGUCGGGGCUGUCGCUGUGGGAAGGGCCCACGGCUCCAGGAGAAAGCAGAGCUAGCCUCGUGGCGGAGAAGUAGCCCAGCUGGCCCCAGGCGGUAAGACUAAGGGGUCGAAGGACUGGAAGCAGAGCCUGGAACCAAACCGUCAAGCCAAGGCCUGGGUGCUUGCUAGCUAAAAGGGUUAAACGGUAUCCAGGACAACGGGCCAGGAAGCGCGCAAGACGUCCGCCGCAGGUGUUUUGAGAGUUAACUCUUCACUGGUAACAUACGACAGUAAUAUAGUUAUGGCAACUUUCCAGCCUUUCAGAAACAGCCACAUGAAGACUAGAGCAUCUGUCAAAAAAAGUUUCAGUGAAGAUGUGUUCCAAUCUAUAAAGUCAUUAUUACAGAGUGAGAAGGCACUGUGCAGCGUAUCAGCAGAGGACUGUUUAAAGCAGGACGAAAAUGCCAAUUUAUCUGAGGUCACAUUUCUGGGUUUUAAUGAAGAAACGGAUGCUGCUCAUAUACAGGAUUUAGCUGCAGUUUCUUUGGAACUUCCAGAUCUUCUGAAUUCACUCCACUUCUGCAGUCUAAAUGAAAAUGAAAUUAUUUGUAUGAAGGAUAUAAACAAAUCAACAGAUGUAAGUGAUGAUACUCUAAAUCAGAGUCAUCACUCUGGUAUGCUUUGUGUCAUGAGAGUGUCACCUCCAUUACCAAGACUCAGAAUUGAUUUUAUCUUCAGUCUCCUAAGUAAAUAUGCUACCGGUAUUAGAUACACCCUGGACACAUACUCACAUCAGAAGCAUCAGCUUGAGACUGCUAAUGAAGAUGACGAUGAUACCAACCAGUCCGUGUCAUCCAUAGAAGAUGAUUUUGUCACUGCUUUUGAGCACUUGGAGGAAGAAGAGACUUCAAAGCUGUAUAAUGAUGGAAUAAGCAUUACUACGCUAAGGAGUCAGUGUGAUGCUGCUUCUCAAACUGUUUUUGGUCACCAUUUAGAAACUCAUGAUUUGAGAAUUCUGGCUAACUCUGGACAGCAGAAGUCAUUGGCCAAACCUUCAAUUUCUUCAGUGAAUGUUCUAGGACAUAAAGAACUCCCUUCAGUGAAAACGUCAGUCACAACAUCAAUUUCAGAGCCUUGGAUCCAAAGGAGUUUCUAUAGGUCAUCUAAUGCUUCAGGUAAAGGUAGUGAUUCACAGAAAACUUUUUUUUCUUCUUCUCCUGCCUACUCAUCUGAAUCAGAAUGCUCAAGCCCAAGUCCUGUUAUUUUUUUGGAUGAAGAGGGAUACCAGAAAAGUUUAAAAGCAAAACUUGAGCUGCCUAAAAUUCCUGUGAUGAAAGAUGAUAUAGAGGAUUCAGACUCAGAAGUAAGUGAAUUUUUUGAUAGUUUUGAUCAGUUUGAUGAACUAGAACAAACUUUAGAGACUCCUUGCCUACUCAUUAAAGAUCCUAUCAUAGGGAAAUCAUUGCAAAAGAAAGGGCACAAACAUGGAAAAUCUUGUAUGAAUCCUCAAAAGUUCAAGUUUGAUUGUCCAGCUCUCCCAGCUAAUGUUAGAAAGCCAACUCCUCGUAAACCAGAAUCUCCAUAUGGUCACCUGUGCGAUGCUCCGGAUUCUCCUCGCCCAGUGAAGGCAUCUGGGGAGGAUAGUGGGUUGUUUAGCCCUAUUCGAUCCUCUGCUUUCAGCCCUCUUGGCAGCUGCACUCCUGCUGAAUGUUUUUGCCAAACAGAUACUGGUGGAAAUAGGAUUCAUGAAAAUCAUGAUUCUGUUUAUUACACCUAUGAAGAUUAUGCCAGUAGCAUUUCAUGUGAAGUACUAGGCUCAGUUCUUCAUACCCAGCAUACUAAUGCAGUGCCAGAUAGUAAUAGCAGUAACAGGGGAGAAAAUAAAACCAUAGUACUUAAGCAUGGAAAUCUUUAUCAAAAAGGAGAAUCUAAAAAUAAAUCCUUAAUGAUUAAAGAUAGCAUUCAGAGAUUUGCUGCAGAUCUUGUGGAAAAAAGUUUUGGCAGUGCAUUUAAAGACUUGCAGAAAGGAGUCUCUUCAUGUACUAAUGCGUUGUGCCACUUAGCCAUCAAAUUGACAUCAUCUGUUUUUCAGUUGGCAUUUAAUGAACUGAGGAGUCAGUGUGCGUUUUCACUGAAGCAACGAGCCAUUAGUGGCCUGGCAAAUUUUUUGGUGAGUGAAGCUUUUGCAAAUGCCUUAAAAGAUUUACAGUAUGUAAAGAAACAGAUAUUUACAAACACAGUUGCUAGGUUUGCUGCAGAUCUUGCUGAAGAGCUUGUUUUUGAGGGCAUCAUGGAAGUAUGUCAGUUUUCAUAUCCUCCAACACCUGCAUCUCCACAGGGUUGCUUGUUUGACUUUGAAGACAAAGUAGUGAAGUCAUAUGCAAAAGAUUUGUCUGAAUCUGUAAUACAGGAAGCAUUCAUAGAGCUAUCACAAGUUAACGUGACCUUCACAACAAAGGCAGCAGUUAGUGUUUCUCCGGAUAACAUUAAGUAUGUCAGUGCAGAAAGUGUAGUGCCAUCAACACAGACCUUCACGUUUUCUCCUUUUAACAAUCAAGCAAUUAUGGUGACAAAACCAGUGCGGGACCAUAAAAAAGAAUUCACGGUGCAGCAGGCCUUGUUUUGUACUUCUGGCAUUGUUACUUCUAUACCAGUGCCCUUGGCAGGAAGUGCCCUUCUCCCAUAUCAUAUCUCACCUACUGUAUAUCAGGCAGAGUCUCCUCUGUCACCUGAUGGUAGUAAUUCCAAUGGUGAUUCUACCCAAGUGCAUGUUACCAUGAAAAACGAAGAAGAGGAAGAGGUAGCUUGUCUCAGAAAUAGUUCUUUACCUUCAGAACACAGUCCAAGUAACCAGAAUAAUUUAAAACCAACUAUUGAUGAUAUUGAAAUGCGAAGAUCUUCAAAAUUAACAAGCAAUCCUGUAAUUAUUAGCAAUUUUUCUGCAGCAAUGGUGAAUACAAUAGUAAAUGAAACUUUAGAGUCAGUGACAUCAUUUGAAGUUACAAAAAUAGUUGAUGAAGAUAAGGAUUAUUUAACUAAAACAAAAAAGAGAAAAACCUCUCCUAUUGUAUCUCACUGCGAUCGAGCUACGCUGCAUCAGAGCGAGCCUAGCAGUAAGGACAUGUUUGCUGACCGGUUAUCUAAAUCUGUUAUUAAACAUUCCAUAGAUAAGAGCAAAUCAGCAAUCCCAAAUGUACAUAGAAAUGCAAUGUACAAGGAAGGCUUUCCUGUUCCUGGAGAAGAAUCACAGUUGACCAUGGAAAAGUUCCCCAGAUUUCUUGACUCUCAAAAUCACUUGACUCACUAUUCUGUUUUGGAUGGGAAGGAUUGUGUUUCAGAAUGUAAAAGUUCUGUGGCUCAUGGAUUUUCUUCAGAGACACUACCACCUCCAACUGCAACAAAUCAGAAACCUUAUUUGAAAGAACUUACUAAAGACAAAUCAGUGAAAAAGCAUCCUUUGACUAAUACAACACUUGAGUCUUUAUCUUUUGGACAGGAAAGUGCCAUUCCUCAGUCACAUACUUUGUCAUCUGCAGUGCUUACCUGCGUUGAUGGUUUGCAUGUAGAAGAUAAACAGAAAAUCAGAGACAGAAAUGUAAUACCUGAUACUCCUCCAUCAACUCCUCUAGUGCCAUCCCAGACUAGUUCUGAAUGGGAUAUCAAGAAGUUAACCAAAAAGCUGAAGGGGGAAUUAGCCAAAGAAUUUUUACCUGCUACACCACCUUCUACACCUCACAACUCAUCUGUUGGUGGUUUGUCUGAAAGUGAACAAAAUACUAUAGAAAAGGAAGAGUUCAUGUUGAAACUCAUGCGCUCUCUUUCAGAAGAAGUCGAAAGUAGUGAAAAUGAAGAGCAUUCAGAAAUAGAGAUGAACUUGGAGCACUCAAGGAGGAAAGUUCAGUUUGCAGAAACGUUAGCUACGCAUAUCAUUUCUCUUGCAACUGAGAUGGCAGCUUCCCAUUUAGAUAAUAAAAUAGUUCAAGAACCUAAGGUUGAAAGCCCUCACUCAAAUGUGCAAAGUCAAAGAAGUGUAUCACCUUUUUUAAAUGACUCAGGUGAAUAUUUACAAACCUUGUGCAGUUUUGCAAGUGAUAUGGCAGCAGAAGUCAUUACAGAAGCCGAGAAAAUAGCGAAAGUUAAAAGUGGUGUGCUUUUCAGGCAAAGGAAGAGCAUUUGUUAUGUUGAUGGUGACCAAGAGUAUACGUCAGAAGAGAAUUUGGAUAUAGAGACUGUAGCACACCCAAGAGAAGUUGACCCAUUUCUUCUUUCAUUACCAAGUUCUUGCUUGUCAGGUCUGACAUAUAAGUAUCCCAGCUGUGAAAGUGUGACAGAUGAAUAUGCAGGUCACGUUAUCCAAAUACUGAAACAGGAAGGUGGGAAUAGCGAGCUAAUAAUGGAUCAGUAUGCCAAUAGACUCGCUUAUCGAUCUGUUAAAUCAGGAUUACAAGAAGCAGCUAAGACAGCCAACAUGAAGUACACCUCAAAAAAGUUUCCUGUGCAAAGCUCUCGGGUGAAUGGAGACAAAGAACUGUUAAUGUGCUCAAGUAAAGAGCACCAGAGAGAUGUGGAUAAAAAAAGACAAAGUAAAAGAAAUGGAGAUUACCUUUUUAACACUCAAACUUGCGAAAGGAAGCAGGAUACAUACAGAAAUAAGUCCUCUGAACUAUAUAGUUUUUCAGCCUCUCUUGCUCACAGCAUAACAAAAGAUGUUAAAAAAGAGCUGACAGCAUCUAUGGUUGUCUUGCCAAAGUCCUUAACAGAUUCUUGCCUUUAUGAAAAAUCUGGAUGUGGUAAAGAUGCUAAGUAUCACAUUGAACCAGAAUUUCCCAAGUCUCUCCAGCCUUCUUCACAAAAUCACAGGUUUUCCCACAGUACAGACAGCUUAACUGGAUGUGGUUAUGGAGGGAAUGUUCAAACUAUAGAAAAUUUUGCUAAAAAAGUAGUGGAUGACACUUUAGAGCUAAGUUUAGGAUCUGCAGUUUUCCAAAUGUCUGAGACCACAAAAUCAGCAGAUAGGAUCACUUACGCAGAAAAGUUGUCACCUCUUAUAAGUCAAACGUGCAAAUAUUGUGCCCUUAAAGAACUCCAUGAUUGCACCGGAAAUUCAUCUCAGCACUUUUUCAGACAAAGUUCACUUGCUAGUAAUAAGCCAGUUUCUAAUCCAAAAUUUGGCAACAUCUAUCAGAAAUCUAGAAUUUUUCAUCUUGAUGUCCCUCAAAUUCAUGUUAAUCUUGAUAAGAAGUCAGUACUUGCUGAGAAGAUAGUUGCUGAAGCUAUUGAAAAAGCAGAGAGAGAGCUGAGCAAUACCAGCUUGGCAGCUGAUAGUGGAAUUGGACAGGAUGGUGUUAGCUUUGCUGAGAGCCUUACCACGGAAAUAAUGACAUCAGCCAUGACAAAUGUUGGACAUGCUGUUAGCAGUUCAAAAGAAGUAGAGGACUUUCAGUCAACUGAGUCUUUUGGUAGCCAGCAGAUGAAUCUCAGUAUCGGUGAUGACAGUACUGGUAGCUGGUCCAAUCUGAGUUUUGAAGAUGAACACCAAGAUGAAAGCAGCAGCUUUCACCAUCUAAGUGAAAGCGAUGGACCAGAUGAUAAAGAUGAAGAGCAUGAGGAUGAUGUACAAG